Messenger RNA from Suillus paluster, 1608 nucleotides. RefSeq lists its product as uncharacterized. NCBI's taxonomy places the organism in Eukaryota, Fungi, Basidiomycota, Agaricomycetes, Boletales, Suillaceae. The record is from RefSeq and is a predicted model, not a curated record. Bases 1 to 1608 code for a protein of 535 amino acids. The transcript has 6 exons.
AUGCUUCAGCUUUUCUCCGCAUGUGUGGCGGACACAAUAGUGCUAUUAAUUACAAGCAGUCACUUGACCGGCUUGGCGCUGCUCGUGACAUUGGUGGAGUGUAUUCUCAGUAACCCAGAUAUUGCACAUGGCCAUCACCGCCUUAACCUCACACGUUCAGAGGCAGUUGAUCAUAUCGGACGUUCAAUGUGGGUCGGCGACAUCAUCUCCAGCAACUGCAACCUCCAGAGUGCUUGGGAACAGGGUCGACAUGAGGCUACCAACAUUCUACAACUCACGCAGAUGCCUGUUUCAACCUACGACUUCGAUUUAUAUUUCUUCCCUGGAUCAGGGAUUGAUUUGCAAUGUGUUUUUGGUGAGGGAAGGUAUCCAAGCAUUGAUGAUGAUGAAGGGGAUGAAGAUCGGUCACUCAUAGCGCUUCUGACACCAACUAUACCAACUACUAUCCAAGACCUGCAGCAUGACCCUUGCCCAGCGCCUGUGGAACAUGACGAAGAAGAUGAACUAGCACUCGAAUUCGAGGAGAUGCUCAACGAUACAUCCAAGACUACGCACAACCCUCAGCCAACAGCACCACCAAGUGGUCCUGGCAUUCAUAGCACAGAUUUCAUUUGGUGCAACAAGAAGUGGGUACACAAGCAAAGUGUCUGCCGACUCAUCAUUACUCCAAAUUUCACUCCCAAAUCACAAGCUUGGCUCUUUCGUGUACGAGGGUUCUCAUCUGUCAACAAGAGGUUUGACGAUGUCGAAAUCAACCAUGUUCUUCACGGUGAUCAGUUCCUCACGGGAGACUUGUUCCUUACUCUCAUCCGAACGACGAACAAAGUUACUGGGGAGAUUCUUACUCUGGUACCUUCACAAACAUCUGAGCCUGACGUCCUUUGGGUUUGGACUGGCUCCUAUUUGAAGACCACUUCCAUUGUUCCAGGGAUGAGCAUGUGCACACUAAAGGUAGUCACUAUAUCUAUCCCCGGACACCUCCUCGAACUUGUAAAUCCUCAUGUCAUGGAUGUGCAAGACCACCUCUCGCCGGAGCAGAUGCACAAGGUCAACUCGAAGGGAGUGACAUGGGCAGUGGCCGAUGAAGCAUUGCAGGCUGCUGUGGGAUUGUUAUGGAUGAAGGUUGCGGAGUUGAAGAUGCCAAUUAAUUCUAUCACCUCACUCACAAGUGAAAACUCUGGCUUUCCAUACAAGAUGGAUAUUGGAUCAGAUGCCCUCGUUUGCACAGCAGGGACGGAGAUUCUAACAACAUCAGGACAUGGCCAAGCAGUGACAAACUGUGCACUAACAUUGAAGGACACACACGGGAUGCGGUGGGAGACGAAAUGUCCCCGCAAAGAGUCAUUCCAGUAUGGGAGCGCUAUCAAAGGGUCCAACACUCGUCCGUGUUGCAAUGUCCCGAUUGUAUGCAAGUUGUGUGUCCAUCAGGGUCGAGACACCGACUGGCAUCCUGCCAUCUGGCAUUACAAUCUGGAGACUCACUUGGACCAGCAGCACCCAGAGUAUGCACAUCCAGGCAAGCCAGCUGGAGCUCUCCUUCCUCGCAAUAUGUAUGACGCACUUGCUCUCACUGCUGCCGAGGAGAAGAAGGCAGGUGUCCCUGCUUGA